UUUUGUGAAUGAGGACGGCCUCCUCCGGUCUGGUGGGUUUCCGUCGCUGCUCGAGCAGAAAUCCGAGCUGAAAAAAAAAAAAACGGGGAAUUUACUUUGUCGUUGUUUUUUUGGGGGGGUUUAUUUUUGAUUUUAGGACCUUUUUUACUGUCACUUGACUAAAGAAAAGCCUUUUAUCGAAAUAAAAAGGAUGUCAAAGCGGUUGCGAAGCAGUGAGGUUUGCGCAGAUUGCAGCGUCCCGGCAGCUGUGGAUAUUGGUACGGUUGCUGAGAGACACAAAUCUACUGGUAAUCCUGACCUUCAAAGCAAAAAAGACCCGCGCUGGGCCUCUGUUAACCGUGGAGUGUUAAUCUGUGAUGAAUGCUGUAGUGUGCAUAGAAGUUUGGGACGACACAGCUCUCAGGUGCGGCAUCUAACACACACGCCCUGGCCUGCCACACAGCUACAGAUGGUGCAGACGUUGUAUGGUAAUGGUGCAAAUUCAAUAUGGGAGCAUUCCCUUCUGGAUCCUGCAUCAAUAAUGAGUGGCAAGCGUAAGGCCAACCCACAGGAUAAAGUACACCCAAACAAAGCAGAGUUUAUAAGAGCCAAAUACCAGAUGCUGGCAUUUGUCCAUCGGAUGCCAUGUCGGGAUGAGGACAGCGUUACAGCCAAGGACCUCAGUAAGCAACUUCAUUCAAGCGUUCGGACUGGGAACCUGGAGACGUGUUUGAGGUUACUCUCCCUUGGAGCCCAGGCAAACUUCUUUCACCCAGAGAAAGGAAACACUCCCCUUCAUGUUGCAGCAAAAGCAGGACAGAUUUUACAAAUUGAGCUUUUAACUGUGUACGGUGCCGAUCCUGGGGCUCCUGAUGCUAGUGGCAAAACCCCAAUUGACUAUGCAAGGCAAGCUGGACAUCAGGAUCUUGCAGAUCGGUUGGUUGAAAUCCAGUAUGAACUCACUGACAGGCUAGCAUUCUACCUCUGUGGGAGAAAGCCAGAUCAUAAAAGUGGACAGCACUUUAUAAUUCCUCAAAUGGCAGACAGCAGUCUCGAUUUAUCUGAAUUGGCAAAAGCUGCUAAGAAAAAGCUUCAGUCUCUAAGCAAUCACUUAUUUGAAGAAUUGGCCAUGGAUGUCUACGAUGAAGUUGAUAGAAGGGAGACCGAUGCAGUGUGGCUAGCAACACAGAACCACAGCACCCUAGUUACUGAGACUACAGUCGUGCCUUUCCUUCCUGUGAACCCAGAAUACUCCUCAACCAGGAACCAGGGGAGACAGAAACUUGCAAGGUUCAAUGCUCAUGAAUUUGCAACCCUUGUAAUUGAUAUUUUAAGUGAUGCCAAACGUCGACAGCUAGGAAGCUCUGUUUCAAGCCCUAAAGAAAACAUAGAGCUGAUACUGAAGAACAUAGGGAGCCGACAUGGAAGUGAAAGUCAGGACAAUGACCAGCCUGAUUACGACAGCGUGGCUUCAGAUGAGGAUACGGAUCUGGAGCCAUCGUCGGUGAAAACAAACCGGGCCAAGAGUGUGGACUCAGACUUGUCAGAUGGGCCAAUCACAGUGCAGGAGUUCAUGGAGGUUAAAAACGCACUGAUGGCAUCAGAAGCAAAGAUUCACCAGCUAAUGAAAGUGAACAGCAACCUGAGUGAUGAACUGAGGCUGAUGCAGAAAAAGCUGCAAACACUGCAAAGCGAGAACACUGCUCUCAGGCGGCAGGUUACAGCCAAUAUCUAUCAGGUCCCGACUGGUUCAGAAUACCCAGACCCCUCCAGCCCUUCAUCCCUGAAGCGGCGUCCGUCUGCAAGAGGCAGCCGGCCCAUGUCUAUGUAUGAGACUGGCUCUGGUCAGAAGCCCUAUCUCCCAAAGGGAGAGGUCACCUACCCAGAAGAGGGUGUAGCCAGACUGCAGCCUUUCCCACCACAUAUUGGGAGGAGUGCUUUCGUGACCUCCUCUUCAUCUCUCCCUUCCUUCCCUUCCACGCUCUCCUGGUCGCGGGAUGAGAAUGCACGAAGGGCCUCUAAACUGGAAAAGCAAAGCAGCAUGCCGGACAGCGAUUAUGACAACACACCCAAUGACUCUGAACUGGAUGAUACAGGAUGCAAUCGAAAGGGCAAGCUGAGAACUAGCGGGUGGCAUGGAGGGGGAUCCAUCCCUGAGCUGGAUCAGGACCUGGAAGCAGAGCCUGACUCCACCCUGCCCAGUACAGAGGAUGUCAUCCGUAAAACAGAGCAGAUAACCAAGAACAUUCAAGAGCUGCUGCGAGCCGCACAAGAGGACAAACAUGAGAGCAGACCUAAUGAACGCGAGAGCCUGCGAAAGCUCAGGCACAGUCUCGGCUGUUUCAGUACCCUGGUUCCAUGGGCCGACAAAACUCCUUCCCUGCAUUCUCUCAGCCUGCACCAGCCCAACCCUGCCUCCUGUUUUAUACCAUGUUCAGAAAGAAUACACAUCGCUGUAACCGAAAUGGCUGCCCUCUUUCCCAAGAAGCCGCGGUCGGAGAUGGUCCGAGCCUCACUCAGGCUGCUGACUUCAAGUGCUUAUCGUUUGCAGUCAGAGUGCAGGAAGACCCUGCCUGUGGAGAGCAGUCCAGACGCCGACAUGCAGCUGGUCACCCAGCAGGUCAUCCAGUCUGCCUAUGACAUCGCCAAGGCAGCCAAGCAACUGGUCACCAUCACCACCAAAGAGAACAGCAACUGACACCAGCAGGGGGAGGGGUGCCUGUUAAGUUCCUUUAUCACUUGGUUAAGAUUUUAUUAAUUUUCAUUUAAAUAAAUAUAAUAAAUAACAAAUGGAGACAUUUUAAUUUUUU
Polyodon spathula (Mississippi paddlefish) is the source of this 2789-nucleotide messenger RNA. RefSeq names its product ARF GTPase-activating protein GIT2-like. Gene Ontology annotation, molecular function: GTPase activator activity; protein binding. The record is from RefSeq and is a predicted model, not a curated record. The transcript has 22 exons. Gene Ontology annotation, biological process: brain development; regulation of ARF protein signal transduction. Lineage: Eukaryota; Metazoa; Chordata; Actinopteri; Acipenseriformes; Polyodontidae. The coding region runs from base 191 to 2677 and encodes 828 amino acids.